Messenger RNA from Micropterus dolomieu (smallmouth bass), 2740 nucleotides. It is a transcript of the gene pomt1, whose product is annotated as protein-O-mannosyltransferase 1. Lineage: Eukaryota; Metazoa; Chordata; Actinopteri; Centrarchiformes; Centrarchidae. Gene Ontology annotation, biological process: protein O-linked glycosylation via mannose. The coding region runs from base 191 to 2347 and encodes 718 amino acids. The transcript is spliced from 20 exons. Gene Ontology annotation, molecular function: dolichyl-phosphate-mannose-protein mannosyltransferase activity. Gene Ontology annotation, cellular component: endoplasmic reticulum; membrane. The record is from RefSeq and is a predicted model, not a curated record.
CGGUGCUGCUAACAAGACCGAUCCGCAGAGCACAGAGCGGCGAGCAGGCAGCACCGAUCACACACCGGAAACAUCGAGCGGCUGCACAAACACGCCGGGGAAACACCGGGGAAACACCGGAGGAGCCCGGCAGGUUACCGGCAGGAUGCUCGGUUUCACGUUCACGGAGUGACGUCACCAGGUGCCAGCGAUGCUGCAGCUCCCCCUGGUGGUGACGGCUCAGGUGGACCUGGUCCUGCUGCUGGUGUCUCUGCUGGCCCUCUGGACCAGACUGAGCUGCCUCAGCUACCCCAACGCUGUAGUGUUUGAUGAGGUGUAUUAUGGUCAGUUCGUGUCUCUCUACAUGAAGAGAGUUUUUUUCAUCGAUGACAGCGGGCCGCCGCUCGGUCACAUGAUCCUGGCCCUCGGAGCGUACCUGGGAGGAUUCGAUGGGAACUUUGUGUGGAACAGAAUCGGAGCAGAGUAUCCCAGCAGCGUGAGCGUGUGGAGUCUGCGGUUGCUGCCGGCUCUGUGCGGAGCUCUCUGUGUUCCUCUGGUUUACCUGUUGACUCUGGAGCUGAAGUUCUCUCACCUGUCGGCUCUGGGAGCUGCUCUGCUGCUGCUGCUGGAGAACUCUCUGAUCGUCCAAUCACGUUUCAUGUUGCUGGAGUCUGUCCUCAUCUUCUUCGUGUUGUUGGCCUUCUUCUCCUACCUGCGAUUCCACAACGCUCCUGACAGCUGGUCCCGGUUCUGCUGGCUGCUCCUCUCCGGCGCCUCCUGUGCUGCAGCGGUCGGGGUGAAGUACAUGGGCGUGUUCUCCUACCUGCUGCUGCUGGGCGUGGCCUCUCUGCACACCUGGACCCUGAUUGGAGACCGAACCGUCAGUCAUCUGAGGGUGUGCGUGCAGUGUGUGUGUCGAGCUGUGUGUCUGGUGGUGCUUCCUGUCCUCCUCUACGUGUUCUGGUUCUACGUCCACCUGAGUCUCCUGCACCGCAGCGGACCACAUGACCAGCUGAUGAGCUCCGCCUUCCAGGCCAGUCUGGAGGGCGGCCUCUCCAGGAUCACGCGGGGUCAGCCUCUGGAAGUCGCUUACGGCAGUCAGGUGACUUUAAGAAGCUCCGCCUCCCAGCCGAUCUCCUGCUGGCUCCACUCGCACAAAGCCAACUACCCAAUCAGGUAUGAAAAUGGGCGGGGCAGCUCUCACCAGCAGCAGGUCACCUGUUACCCCUUCAAAGACGUCAACAACUGGUGGAUCAUCAAAGACCCCAGCAGACAGGAGCUGGUGGUCAGCAGUCCUCCCCGACCUGUCCGUCACGGUGAUGUCAUCCAGCUGCUUCACGGGAUGACCUCACGCUUCCUCAACAGCCAUGAUGUCGCAGCUCCCAUGAGCCCUCACGCUCAGGAAGUGUCGGGUUACAUCGACUUCAACGUUUCCAUGCCGACGCAGAACCUGUGGAGAGUGGACAUUUCUAACAGGGAGGCGGAGUCAGAGUCGUGGAAGACGAUCCUGUCUGAGGUCCGGUUGGUCCACGUCAACACCUCAGCUGUCCUCAGGCUGAGCGGCGUGUCUCUUCCAGACUGGGGUUUCCGUCAGCUGGAGGUCGUCGCUGACAAACUGUUCAAGGCUCACAGCAGCAGUUUGGACUGGACGGUGGAGGAGCACCGAUACGGAACCAGUCAGGAGCAGAAGGAGCGGGAGGCGGAGCUUCAUUCUCCGACUCACAUCGACGUGGACAGAAAAAUGUCCUUCUGGGCCAAGUUCGUAGAGCUUCAGUGGAAGAUGCUGACGGUGAAACAGGAAGACUCUGAGCACAAGUACAGCUCCUCCCCCCUGGAGUGGAUCGGCAUGGAAACCAACAUCGCAUACUGGCUGCACUCCUCCACCAACGCUCAGAUCCAUCUGAUUGGCAACCCGGUGUCGUGGGGCGUGGCCAACCUCAGCCUGCUGGCCUAUCAGGUGCUGGCAGCUGUCUACCUGCUGAGGAGGAGGCGGGGCUUCAGAGACCUCCCUGAUGGUGUGUGGGCGCAGUUUGUGUGUCUGGGAUGUGUGUGUGUUGGCGGCUGGUUGGUGAACUUUGUUCCGUUCCUCCUGAUGGAGAAAACUCUCUUCCUGUAUCACUACCUGCCCGCCCUCUGCUACCUGCACCUGCUGAGCCCCGCCCUGCUGGAGCACGCUCACACUCACCUGCUCAGCAGAGGGACACACCGGCGUGCACUGUGCGUGUGCGCGGCGGCCGUGUUGUUGUCCGUCUUCCUGUCCUAUCGAACCUUCUGCCCUUUGACCUACGGCAGCCCCGAGCUGUCGGCCAAUCAGCUGCAAGAACUGAAGUGGAGAGACUCCUGGGACAUCCUGUACCGCCGCCGGUAGAGAGACACCGAGACAGACAUGGAGAGAGAGAGAGAGAGUGUUUGUUUUCUUCAUCAUGACGAGGAGGACUGAAGCGCUCUCACAUGACCACAUACUGACUGUGACGCUGGGUCCUGAUCCAGGAGCUGAGUCUCUGUAGUUCUUGUUGCUGGACUGAACACGUCCCGAUGAGCCGACCUGUGAGGUCAUGCUGACUCAGACUGUGUCCCUGGACCGGACCGGGUCUGUGGUCUGUAUCCAGACUCUGAGAGGAGGUGAGUGAAUGAACUUUGGAAGGUUCGGGUGGCUGCAGGACCAGAGACCAGAGACCAGAGUCAGUCUUGCAGACUGAGACUAAAACAGCUGCCACUCAUUUCAUGUGAACUUUAACAAAAUAAAAGAUGAACAGAGAAA